Molecule: messenger RNA, 4052 nt
Organism: Phlebotomus papatasi
Lineage: Eukaryota; Metazoa; Arthropoda; Insecta; Diptera; Psychodidae
Gene: Pgant35A
Product: polypeptide N-acetylgalactosaminyltransferase 35A
Exons: 1
Coding region: 1993-3921 (642 amino acids)
Biological process (GO): regulation of Notch signaling pathway
Cellular component (GO): Golgi apparatus
Molecular function (GO): Notch binding
Source: RefSeq, a predicted model, not a curated record
UCUAUGCACCAAGUUGCAAUUUUCACCCGAUAUAUAACCUUUGCCGAAAACCGCAAGUCGAUAUCUUUUUUAGUUUAGGAGCUAUUAAGCUCCAAAGAGCGGCCGGCCGGCCGGCCAGCCGGCCGGCCGGGAACGUAAAAUAGCCACAUAUAUAUUCGUGAUCAGGAAGUGACGAAACACAUUUUGGCCAAGUUUGAGGUCGAUCGGACGACAUGAAAUUUUGUUAGGAUUAUAGUAGCUGAGAUUGUUAAGAAUCUCACCUAAUACGAAGGGGAAGGAAAUGGUUAGAAUUAGAAAGCACAAAAGAAAUUCGCGUUGCUCACGAAGUCGCACGACUAUCCCGAAGCCACACAAAGUAUCCGAUUGAAUGACAAGAAACGUUAAAAUUUCAAAAGUGCAGAAUUGCAGAUCGAAGUUUUGCUGGGAAGUGUCUACACCGGUCUACACAUUGGAACUGAUUUCAUCAAGAAAUACUUCAAAAAGGCUUUAAAUAUAAAAUAUAAUUAUAAAACUGACUGGUUUUACUUGCAGAGAGAUUUUAUAAAAUAAAUUAAAAUAAAUAGAUGCUUUCUACUUUCACAAGGGAGGUCAGAGGUCAUCGAGUCAUCAAAUUCUGAUUGGCUUCAUAUUAAGAACAUAGACGGGGAUGGGCAUCAUAAGGAUUGUGUCAUACUCAAAAAAUGCUAAUUUUUUUCCCCUAAGAGAAGCGACCAGAAUGAUUGCAUGCAAAACUGUAUAUAAUAAAGAAAGUCCUAUAACCAGCAGAUGCAGCAGUGGCGCAGCGGGCAAGCAGACAGUGUUUAUAACGCAAUAUUAUCGAUUUUGUAAACUAUUUGUGCGUGACAAAGGACUCCUGCACGAUGUUGAUAACUAAAACAAGGUGAAUUAUUGACCAGUAUCUUGUGGGAUGUCCAGGAAGUGCUAAAAAAGACACCCAGCUCCUGCUUGUCAACAGAUUCCUCAUAAUAUUUUACACAAUAAUACUUUAAAACACAUUUCUCUCAACACGAUGUUAUUGUAGGCACAUUAAGCAUUCUCAAGAACCAAAAAAACACUUCCUUGACAAUCACAAUUCAUUAAAAUCAGGAAAAACUUCUCUGAAAGCAAUCUCACGCGCUGCCAAAUGUCAAAAUUAUCGGCCAUAUUGGCAAAAAUAUCGCUCCCGCUUGGAAUUUUAUUACAAGGUUGGUGUCAAAAGGCAAAUGGCGGGCAUUGGCGGGAUAACCUUACAUUUGACCUCUAGAUUUUUGGGGACGAGAGUACCCAUAAAGUUUGAACAAGUUUUUUGAAAAUUUAAGAAAAAAAAUUUGUUCGAAUUUAUGCAAUCUGUAAUUGUUAGUUGUCAUACUUAUUGGCCCCGAGAGGUUUUUCCUUAGUCUUGUCUAGAAAUAUCAAAAAAGUCACAAUAUCUGCAAGGAAGCAGAAAAUCGAAAAUUCACGAUUUUUGACCAAGAAUAUCUUAGCUCAGGAGUUAAUUGGGAUCCUGCAAAAAAUAUCCUAGAUUUGGACAUCCUUAUAGUUUGUAAUCAUCCACAAGAAUCGGAUUUUUAUCGAUUCUAAAUAGUCCAAAAAAAUUCUUUUUUCCAUGGGUACCCAGAGUUCCAAAGGAGACGAAAGGAGUUCAGGAUAUUACGCACGCAAUAAAUAUUCUUGACAAGGCAAUACUCCCGCGGUGAAUAUUCAAAUUCAAACAUUUAAAAUUUAGGAGAUUUUUGGGAGAUUUGAGCAUCUCAGGAGGAUCUGUCACCGAAGUGUUGGCAACACUGCUUGCUAGUAGCGCCUCUAGUAGGAUUUUUAUUUGUUUUCCAAGUGAUUUUUGCUCUGCGAAUUUCCCGCAGAAAAAUAGUAAAAAUAAAUUAAAUAAUUAGUGUAGUGAAGGAAUUUACUUCCACAAGAUGUGUAUUAUCAAUUCAGUAAUUAAUCUACCAAGUGUUUGUGAAAAUUUGUGGAUUUAAGUGUGAAAAUUCUGCAAAGGCAACACACCCAGGAAAAAUGUCAACAAAAAGGUCAUUUCUCUUCGGGAUCACCGUAGCAUCUUUGACCUGGACUAUCAGCUUGUAUCUCUACUGGAAAUUGACCCAGAACACUGAGCCCCCUGUCACUGUUAUCAGUCCAGCCGCCGACAAAUUACAGCAGCGAAAACAAGAGUUCAAUGCACUCGAUGGGAAUCAGAGGAGUUCUGGAGGCAAGAUCCAGGACAAGGAUUAUGACUUUUUCGCCCAGAAACUCCAGAUGUACAAGAAGGAGAAGAAAUUUCGGAAAAUCAGUCGAAAACUGAUUGAGGAGAUGAGACCAAUGGUGCCAGAGGUUAAAGAUGAAUUUGGCAUGGUCAGAAGUUCCAAGGAUCAAUUUGUGCGGGAUCAGGGAUACAAGAAGCACGCCUUUAACAUCCUGGUUAGCAAUCAAUUGGGUGUCAAUCGCGAGAUCCCAGAUACAAGGCACAAACUCUGCUCGCAGCAAGAUUAUCCUGAUGAUCUUCCCUCAAUCUCCAUAGUCAUGUGCUUCUACAAUGAACAUCUCAUGACCCUCCUGAGGUCAGUAAACAGUGUCCUGGUGAGAACUCCAGAAAAGCUUUUGAAGGAGAUUGUACUAGUGGAUGAUCAUAGCAAUUUGGAGGAUUUGAAGCAAUUGGAUGAAGAAAUGAGGAAGAUUGAUGUCCAGGGAAAGGUCAGGAUGCUACGGAAUAGUGAUCAGAGGGAGGGUUUGAUAAGAUCUCGCGUAAUAGGAUCUCGACAUGCAACAGGAGAUGUUCUGAUCUUCCUGGAUAGUCACAUUGAAGUGAACAGAGAUUGGGCAGAGCCACUUCUAGCUGUGAUAAAAGCCAAUUCAUCAAUCCUGGCCAUGCCAGUCAUUGAUAUCAUCAACUCAGACACCUUCAACUACUCAAGCAGUCCUCUAGUACGCGGCGGUUUCAACUGGGGCCUCCACUUCAAGUGGGACAACCUUCCGGAAGGGAGUCUGAAGCAAGACACAGAUUUCCUGGGUCCCUUCGAUUCUCCCACCAUGGCGGGCGGAUUAUUUGCAGUGGAUAGGAAAUUCUUCCGGGAUAUGGGAGAAUAUGACAUGGGAAUGGAUAUUUGGGGUGGAGAAAAUCUCGAAAUAUCCUUCCGGACAUGGCAAUGUGGAGGAGCAAUCCAAUUAAUUCCCUGCUCGCGUGUUGGGCACGUCUUCCGGAAACGUCGUCCCUAUGGCUCUCCCGAAGGCACAGACACCAUGAUCAGGAAUUCCCUGCGCCUGGGUCAUGUCUGGAUGGAUGAGUAUCUCAAGUAUUUCCUGCAGCAGCAACCAACAGCCAGGAAUGUAGACUAUGGGGACAUUGGUGAGAGAAAAGCCCUCCGGGAACGUCUAAAAUGCCAUCCCUUCAAAUGGUACCUCGAAAAUAUCUACCCCGAAAUGGAAAUUCCCGGAGAAUCCCGCAAGAAAUUCAAAGGAAAAUCUCUCCCUCAGCCUAACUUUGAGCCCUGGCAUUCACGCAAACGCAACUACAUCUCCAGCUUCACAAUCCGCCUAACAAACACCACACUCUGCGUCACUAACACAGGAGAAAAAGUCAAGGGAUUCUGGAAGAGAGGCAGUACCCUCCAACUGAUGCCCUGCCUCCGAAUGCAGACGCAGGUUUGGUACGAAACAGACAAACACGAACUAAUCCUAGGUCAGCUUCUUUGUCUCGAAGCCUCAACUUCAGCUUCGGGGCACUUUGCGGAGACUCCAGUGCUCAAUAAAUGCCACGAAAUGGGAGGGGAUCAGGAAUGGAAGCAUCAGAGGACGAAAUCCACUCCAAUUUACAAUCUAGCAGCAGGAUUGUGCCUCAGUGCGAAAUCUGUGACCAAAGGAGCUCCCAUCACCAUGUCCAUCUGCUCAGCCAGUAACGAAGAGAAUCUCAAUGCAUGGGAUUUGGUAACAUCACCUCUGGCCACGUGAAGCUCUUCUUCUUCUUCCCUCUUGACCACUUUUCGAGUCAUUCCGCAAGACAAAGUAUGAAUUUGAUAUCAGAACAAUAAAUUGCAAUGUGAAUUUUUUAAGUCUGACAUUAAAGUUUUUUUCGUUUUUAA